Molecule: messenger RNA, 1891 nt
Organism: Suncus etruscus (white-toothed pygmy shrew)
Lineage: Eukaryota; Metazoa; Chordata; Mammalia; Eulipotyphla; Soricidae
Gene: SHQ1
Product: SHQ1, H/ACA ribonucleoprotein assembly factor
Exons: 11
Coding region: 48-1775 (575 amino acids)
Biological process (GO): box H/ACA snoRNP assembly
Cellular component (GO): nucleoplasm; cytoplasm
Source: RefSeq, a predicted model, not a curated record
CUGCGAGUGAGUGGCGGGAGCUGCGGGUUUCUGGGUUCAGUUCGGCGAUGUUGACCCCCGCGUUCGACCUCAGCCAGGACCCCGACUUCCUGACCCUCGUCAUCCGCGUCCCCUAUGCCCGAGUGUCCGAGUUCGACGUGUACUUCGAGGGGGACGAUUUCAGGUUCUACGCCAAGCCCUACUUUCUCAGAUUAACCCUUCCUGGGAGAAUUAUAGAAAAUGGAAAUGAACAAGGAACCUAUGAUGCAGACAAAGGAACUUUUACUAUUCGAUUGCCCAAAGAAACUCCUGGCCAGCAUUUUGAGGGGUUGAACUUGCUAACUGCACUUCUGGCACCAAGAAAAUCCAGGACUGCAAAGCCACUUGUGGAAGAAGUAGGGACAUCUGAGAUUUCUGAGGAAGGAGUAGAAUAUGAUGAUGAAGAGUUUGAUUUGGAACAGACCCCUUAUGAAGAGAUACCAGAAAGUGCUCUGAGUCUCCAGUGCCACUAUGGAUUUGGAAACUUACGAUCAGGAGUGUUUCAUCGGUUACAGGACGAACUGAGUGAUAUUAUUGAUAUUAAGGAUCCAGACCACACUUCUGCAGCUGAGCGAAGGCAGAAACGCCUGGCUGCUGAGCUAGCCAAAUUUGAUUCGGAUCAUUAUCUAGCUGAUUUAUUUGAAGACGAAGCAGUUGAACACAUUUUGAAGUAUAAUCCGUGGUGGACUGAUAGAUAUUCGAAAAUGGUAGCCUCUUUGGGAAAGAAUCAUGAGCAAGAAAAUCAUGAUGCACUAGUGUCUUUUUCUGAAGACGAGAAAUACCAGCUGCGAACAUUUGUAAAUAAAUCUUACCUCCUGGACAAGAGAGCUGUUCGCCAGGUGUACUACGGCUUGCUUGACAUCCUUCUGGCAUAUUGCUAUGAAAUCCGAGUCACUGAGGGAGAAAAUAUGGUUGAAUCUGCAUGGAAUAUCAGAAAACUGAGUCCAACGCUAUGCUGGUUUGAGACUUGGGCUAAUGUUCAUGAAGUCCUGGUGUCCUUUGGAAGAAGGGUUUUGUGCUACCCACUUUAUCGUCAUUUCAAACUGGUGAUGAAGGCCUCUGAGGACACUAUAAAGAUAUUACAACUGGGUAAUAGUGCAGUCUUAAAGUGUCUACUGGACAUUCACAAAAUUUUUCAAGAAAACGACCCAGCUUACAUUCUAAAUGACCUUUACAUCUCAGACUACUGUGUGUGGAUUCAGAAGGCCAAGUCCAAAAAGUUGGCAGCUCUUGCAAAAGCCUUAGAAGAAGUCUCUCUGACAAAGGCCCAGCUGGGAUUAGAACUGGAAGAACUGGAAGCUGCAGCAUUUCUUGUCCAGGAGGAAGAAAGUGCAUCGAAAUCAAUCCAUUCCCUUUCUGGGCAGCACAUGCCUGGCUCCACUUCUGAGACAAGUGACUCGGAAGAAACAGACAGUUCUGCAGCCUCUGAGUCCCAGGACUCAGAUUCAGAUCAGGAGGAGCUCAAGGAGAGUCCAUCAGGGACAGACAAUGCCUUGCAAAGCCCCUUUGUGGAGGUGAACAGUGCCGGGUCUUUCCUCGCCACCGGAGUGUGCAGAAACCCUAUACUCUGGAGCACCGAGUCCAGUCAGGGAGAGCCACUCGCCUCCUGCAAGGUUCCUGGAGAGCAUAAGCCUCUGAUAGAGGAACUAGGAGAACAACUGGAGACUGUGGUUCAAGUGUCUGAGUCUAGCCGUGUCGCUGCUGGGAACCACAGUGACAUGCAAGACAGAGCCAUCCAGGAGACCUGGGACAGCUAAUGCAAAGCCGUUUUACAUAUUAUUGACAGUUGUGUCAUAUUUGGCCUCAUUUCCUGAACUAGAAUCUUUUAUUUUCAUAUUGUCCUUUUGGGGAAAAAUAUCUAUAAUACAUUGUU